AUGAAUGCUGAUGAUUUUCUGAUGGAUUUUCUGUCGGAUCAAAUGGCAGCCUCUACCUUGAUGGAAGAUGCCACUCCGACAGCCUUGUAUGAAUUUAGUGAGAAUGAAUUUUCUGAUGAUGAUGAUCGUUGUGAGGAGGUUAAAACGAACGAAAAUGAAAGAAGGAAAAAAAAACACUCGGAGACUCUUCUUGAGAAGAUUCGAUCAAAACAAAAAGAAAGUCGUAAACCUAUUAUUGGAAAUACUUUUGAUGAAGAAGAAGAUGGAAUUACGCUCAUGAUGAUGACACAAAAAUCAUCCAAUUUUACUGACAGUUCUAUUGAGGGUGGGGUGGUGACUCCAAGAGCGAAUGACGAUAGUGGACUCUCAUCCCAACAACAUUUUCUUUCUAUGAAUAAUUGUGCUGCCAAUGUACAGAUUGCACUUUCUCAACCACCUUCCUCACAACCUUCGGCGGUGACAAUUGACAGUACUGUCACAAUCGAUGGAAAAUCUUCCCCUCCUUCCUCUUCAACAGUGUCACCAACCAUGUUAGAACAAUCCAUUCAAGAUGGAUUAAAAAGUGUAUAUAGAGGUUACAGAAAUGGUAUUGUGACAGGAGUUAGAAUAAGAGUUCCAUAUAUUUUACAAUCAUUAAUUUAUGCAAUAAUUUUCCAGACACCAACAGAAUUUAGAAAAGUGAGAUUUGUCAUCAAACAAAUGUUUCAUCAUGGAAAGAAUCUAGGCUCGUUUGUCGGAAUUUACAAAUUAAUUACAUAUAUUUGUAGAAAUCAUUUAAAUAUACGGAGUGGUAUCGACGCAUGGAUUGCUGGAUUUAUUGGAGGUUAUGUAGCGUUUGGUGAAAGUAAGGGAAUUUCUGGAGCUGUCAAUAACCAAAUCGUUCUUUAUUUAUUUGCAAGAGGUAUCGAUGGCGGGUUGCGAGCGCUUGCCACCAAUGGUUACAUUCCCGAAUGGAUGGAUAUUACAACUCCAGUGGGAUUUCGAUUAUUUGCUGGAUUUUCACUUGCUCUCAUUCUCUAUCUUACGGAUUAUCAAUCUUCUUCUCUGAGGUCAGGAUUUAUGUCCACCAUGGAACAUUUGUAUCAUGAAAGUAAUAAGGGAACACUUCGAACGGAGGUUAAUUUUGCACCUUUUGUGACUGUGGUGACGUUAUGUCUGUUGUUAGGAUAUUGGUUUCCUCAAUUGAGACUGGAAAAUGUGCUUCAAGUGACGGAUGAUUCAAUCACGUGGAAUAAUGUAAAGAAACUAUUUUCGUCGUUUAUUUCUCCCACUUCUACCAAGAAGUAG
Messenger RNA from Naegleria fowleri, 1287 nucleotides. RefSeq lists its product as uncharacterized. The coding region runs from base 1 to 1287 and encodes 428 amino acids. The record is from RefSeq and is a predicted model, not a curated record. Gene Ontology annotation, cellular component: peroxisomal membrane. The transcript has 2 exons. Lineage: Eukaryota; Heterolobosea; Eutetramitea; Acrasida; Naegleriidae.